AGGAGGGGGUCAGUUUGACGUCAGUCUGGAGAAAUCAUCUCUAUAAAUAAGAGGGAAAGAAAGCUACAGAUGGAAGUAAGUAAACAGCAGUCCCACGAGAGCACAAGUUAACCUUCAUCUGUUCCGAUAUGCCGAAUUCAAGCAGCUCCACAUCUUCCACAAAGAGCGUCCGGAGAGCUGCGUCUGAGCUCGAGCGCUCCGAUUCCAUCACGGUUUACAUAGACUGCAUUGAAGUUCUUAUGCGCUUUUGGAGAUGUAAAACACCUCCAUCUGAUGUCCAGAAGUCGCAGAAGUUCGUGGGAAGGCGGCAGAGUUUGAUCGAGGAUGCGCGGAAGGAGCGCGAGGCGGCGGCCGCGGCGGCGGAGGCUGCGGGGCUCAGCGAGCAGAUCGUGUUUGAGGAGAGCGAUGGAAAAGCCUUGCUCAGUCUCUUCUUCUCACUGAGGAGUUCAAAGAGCCCAGCGUUGUCCCGCACUCUCAAGGUUUUUGAGACAUUUGAAGCCAAGAUCCAUCAUCUUGAGACCAGACCCAGCCGAAAACCAAAGGACGGUUUGGAGGAUCUGGAGUAUUAUGUUCAGUGUGAGGUGCACCUGUCAGACGUCAGCACACUGGUCAGCUCUCUCAAGAGAAGCGCAGAGGAUGUCAAAACCACUAAAGAGGUCAAAUUUCAUUGGUUUCCCAGAAAAAUUGCUGAACUGGAUAAAUGCCAUCAUCUCGUCACCAAAUUUGAUCCGGAUCUGGAUCAGGAUCAUCCAGGAUUUACUGACCCCGUUUACAGAAAACGACGGAAGAUGAUUGGAGACAUUGCCUUCAAAUACAAACAAGGAGAACAGAUUCCCAGAGUGGAGUAUAUGGAAGAGGAGAUCGAAACAUGGCGUGAGGUCUACUCAACCCUCAGAGAUCUGUACACCACCCAUGCCUGUAGUGAACAUUUAGAGGCUUUCCACUUACUGGAGAAACACUGUGGCUACAGUCCUGAUAACAUCCCUCAGCUGGAGGAUGUGUCCCGCUUCUUAAAAGAGUGCACAGGGUUUCAGCUGCGUCCCGUGGCAGGUCUGCUCUCCGCUCGGGAUUUUCUGGCCAGUCUGGCAUUCCGUGUGUUCCAGUGCACACAAUACAUACGGCACGCUUCCUCCCCCAUGCACUCGCCCGAACCGGAUUGUGUCCAUGAACUUCUCGGACAUGUACCGAUAUUGUCUGACAGAACAUUUGCACAGUUUUCUCAGAACAUUGGUCUGGCCUCUCUUGGAGCUUCUGAUGAAGAUAUUGAGAAACUGUCAACACUGUACUGGUUCACGGUGGAGUUUGGACUGUGUAAGCAGGGAGGGACGGUCAAAGCGUACGGAGCAGGACUGCUCUCGUCUUAUGGCGAGCUGGUGCAUUCUCUCUCAGAUGAGCCAGAGCGACGAGAAUUUGACCCCGACAUCGUAGCUGUUCAGCCGUACCAGGAUCAGACUUACCAGCCCGUCUAUUUUGUGUCUGAGAGCUUCUCAGAUGCUACAGAGAAACUGAGAGCAUAUGUGACCCGCAUCAAGAGACCAUUUUCGGUGCGGUUUGAUCCGUACACAGACAGCAUAGAAGUGCUGGACAACCCACUGAAGAUCCAGCAGGGGCUGGAGACCAUUAAAGAUGAACUGAAGAUUCUCACAGAUGCCCUGAAUGUGCUGGCUUGAUUCUGCCUCGAGGAGCCAAUCAGCAGUGCUCUUCCUCUCUGCUUCAUAUGUGACAGUCUCUUCAAUAUGCUGUGUGUCUAUGUCCACAUCUGCUGCUACAGACGUUGUUGCUUUUAAAACGCUGAGUGCCAACCUCAAAACCUCACGUCGGAAGUUGAUUCCAGAAACCUUAAAAGGAUUGUUUCCCCAUAAAUGAAAAUCAAGUCAUCAUUAAUAUCAUUAUUUAUGUUGUUUCAAACCUAAAUGACUUUCUUUCCUUGUGGAACAUGAAAGAAGAUAUUUCGAAGAAUGCUGGUAAAGAGUUUUGAUUCCAACUGGAAGUCAUAUAAUGGAAGUCAAUGGUAACCAAAACUGCUUGGUUACCAAUAUUCUUCAAAAUAUCUACUUUCAUGUUCCACAGAUGAAAGAAAGUCUUUGGUAAAAAUAUGAAAUGUUGGAAACCAAACAGUUCCGGUCCCCAUUGACUUUUAUUGUAUAAACAAAAAAUAUGAUGAAAGUCAAUGGAAGCCGAAACUGUUUAGUAACCAACAUUCUUUAAAAUAUUUUCUUGAUAGAUAUUUUAAAUGAUGGUAACCAAACAAUUCUGUUUCACAUGCACUGACUUA
Molecule: messenger RNA, 2275 nt
Organism: Cyprinus carpio (common carp)
Lineage: Eukaryota; Metazoa; Chordata; Actinopteri; Cypriniformes; Cyprinidae
Product: tyrosine 3-monooxygenase
Biological process (GO): dopamine biosynthetic process from tyrosine
Cellular component (GO): perikaryon; cytoplasm; axon
Molecular function (GO): tyrosine 3-monooxygenase activity; iron ion binding
Source: RefSeq, a predicted model, not a curated record